Polistes canadensis is the source of this 1118-nucleotide messenger RNA. RefSeq names its product probable serine/threonine-protein kinase fhkB. Bases 112 to 1098 code for a protein of 328 amino acids. The transcript has 2 exons. The record is from RefSeq and is a predicted model, not a curated record. NCBI's taxonomy places the organism in Eukaryota, Metazoa, Arthropoda, Insecta, Hymenoptera, Vespidae.
GCGAGAAAAAAAAAUAAGAAAAUUAAGGAAGAAAUCGUUGAAUUUAAAUUAACAUUGGAACAAAAAAAGGAAAGGGGUCCCAUUGACUAUGAAGAUGAAGAGAUCAUCGGGAUGCUGCACGCUGUUAUGCUAGGGAGUGGACCAGGACGCGGUAGACGCGAGUGGUAUCCUGGAUUUUAUCUUCAAAGUCGUAGAUUAGGUCGAAGAAUGAAUCGUGGCGAACAGGAAACGUUGUUUCGGCAAAGCCGACAAUUGACACGAAUUGUACCAUCCCAUGAGGAUCUUGUCCUUAGUGUACUCAAAGCUCCCAUAAGUCAACAACAGCAGCAACAACAACAACAACAACAGCAACAUAGACACUAUAAACAACAACAACAUCAAACUCAUUUUCAGGAACAUCAUUUCAACUGUCAAACACGUUUGGCUCAUGGCAGGUGUAAUCAUUCAGGUGAUUUGUACAACAACGAGAGUCUUCCACGAAGCAAGGACCACCAUCACCAUCACCACCACCAUCAGCAACAACAACAACAACAACUACAACAAUGCACUACCAGGCUUGUUGAUAAAAGAUGCAGCAGCAGUGGUAGCAGUUCGGCUGCAGUUUAUGCUGCAUUGCAAGGUAGCGAGGAUGAUGAACUUGCCGAUGUUGAACAUUGUCUUGAAUCGGAAGACGUGGCCUUGAAAACUGGAGGAAGUGAAACAGAAGAUACUGAAGAUAACGGUCCACCUAUGGAAGAACCACACCACCAUUCGCCUAAUCGUAGGUUCACUUUUUUACGUCGUUUCCGUUCACCACGAUUCGGUGAAGCUCAUCACAAACGUGUACCAACCCCCAUGAAAAGGAAACACAGAAGGAAGAAAAGUAAAGAUGAUAUUAUUGAAAAUGAAGUUAACGGUGCUGACGAGGAAGAACCACCUAGUCCUGAUCAAACUGGUGUACCUGAUCCUUAUUAUCCUAUUUAUUUACCUAUCGAUCAGGCAUUCAAAGCUAAAUAUGUGUUCCAUCAUAAAAAAGGAAAAACAUUUCAAGAAAGGCUUUACGUUUUUCUCGAACAUCCAGGUGGUUGGCUAUGCUUCGUCUAUCAUUUCACUGUGUGAGUAUAAUAUCAUAAUGAUUA